AUGAUUGAACGUCACAAUUACAUUGGAUCGGAGCACUUGCUGCUAGGAUUGCUUCGUGAGGGUGAAGGUGUGGCAGCUCGUGUCCUUGAGAAUUUAGGUGCUGAUCCUAGUAAUAUACGAACUCAGGUUAUUAGAAUGGUCGGUGAGAGUGCAGAGGCUGUUGGUGCUGGUGUUGGAGGUGGAACCUCGGGCAACAAAAUGCCCACUCUUGAGGAGUAUGGAACCAAUUUGACCAAGCUAGCUGAGGAGGGAAAACUAGACCCUGUUGUUGGAAGACAGGAGCAAAUUGAGCGUGUAACUCAAAUCUUAGGACGUCGCACAAAAAAUAAUCCUUGCCUGAUUGGAGAACCUGGUGUUGGUAAAACCGCUAUUGCGGAGGGCCUUGCUCAAAGAAUAGCCAAUGGAGAUGUUCCAGAAACUAUUGAGGGGAAAAAGGUUAUAACCCUGGAUAUGGGUCUCCUUGUUGCCGGUACUAAGUACCGAGGUGAAUUUGAGGAAAGAUUGAAGAAGUUAAUGGAGGAGAUUAAGCAAAGUGAUGAAAUAAUCCUAUUCAUUGAUGAGGUGCACACAUUGAUUGGAGCAGGAGCUGCUGAAGGUGCAAUUGAUGCUGCUAACAUCUUGAAGCCUGCCUUAGCUAGGGGUGAGCUACAGUGUAUUGGGGCCACCACACUUGAUGAAUACCGAAAGCACAUCGAGAAGGAUCCUGCUCUAGAAAGAAGAUUCCAACCUGUGAAGGUCCCUGAACCCUCGGUAGACGAAACCAUUCAGAUUCUUAGAGGUCUUAGGGAACGCUAUGAAAUACACCACAAGCUUCGCUACACUGAUGAAUCUUUAGAUGCUGCAGCUCAUUUGUCUCAUCAAUACAUCAGUGACCGAUUUUUGCCUGACAAGGCAAUUGACUUGGUUGAUGAAGCUGGUUCCCGUGUCCGACUUCGUCAUGCACAGCUCCCUGAGGAGGCAAGGGAGCUUGAAAAGGAGCUCAGGCAGAUAACAAAGGAGAAGAACGAAGCUGUCCGUGGUCAAGACUUUGAAAAAGCGGGCGAGCUGCGUGACCGUGAGAUGGACCUGAAGACACAGAUCUCCGCCCUGAUCGACAAAAACAAGGAGCUAACCAAGGCAGAGGCCGAAUCAGGUGAUGGAGGCCCCACGGUAACCGAAGCCGACAUCCAGCACAUCGUCUCCUCGUGGACCGGAAUCCCGGUCGAGAAGGUCUCGAGCGAUGAGUCCGACCGCCUCCUCAAGAUGGAGACGACCCUCCACGGCCGCAUCAUCGGCCAGGACGAGGCUGUGGAGGCCAUCUCCCGCGCCAUCCGCCGAGCCCGCGUGGGCCUCAAGAACCCCAACCGCCCCAUCGCCUCCUUCAUCUUUUCCGGCCCCACCGGAGUCGGCAAAUCCGAGCUUGCCAAGACCCUGGCCGCCUAUUACUUUGGGUCCGAGGAUGCCAUGGUCCGGCUCGACAUGUCCGAGUACAUGGAGCGCCACACGGUCUCGAAGCUCAUCGGCUCUCCGCCCGGGUAUGUCGGCUACACGGAGGGUGGCCAGCUCACCGAGGCUGUACGCCGCCGGCCUUACACUGUCAUCCUUUUCGAUGAGAUCGAGAAAGCCCACCCGGAUGUGUUCAAUCUGAUGCUCCAGAUUCUGGAGGACGGGCGUUUGACAGACAGCAAGGGCCGAACAGUUGACUUCAAGAACACGCUUCUGAUCAUGACAUCCAAUAUCGGGAGUAGUGUGAUCCUAAACCAGGAAACGAAGCCAAGGCGAAGGUUUGGGUUCCAACUCGAUUAUGAUGAGGAGGACAAGGAGGAGGAGGAGGAUCGGAGUUACAGUAAUAUUAAGAGAUUGGUGAUCGAUAAGCUGAAGGACUACUUCCGACCCGAGUUUUUGAACAGGUUGGACGAGCUGAUUGUGUUCAGGCAGCUGACCAAGGAGGAGGUGAAGCAGAUUGCGGACAUUAUGCUGAAGGAGGUUUUCGAGAGGUUGAGGAAGAAGGAGAUUGAACUGCGGGUGACGGAGAAGUUUACGGAUCUGGUGGUGGAUGAAGGGUUCAGUCGGAGCUAUGGGGCGAGGCCGCUGAGGAGGGCCAUCAUGAGGUUGCUGGAGGAUAGCAUGGCUGAGAAGAUGCUUUCGAGGGAAAUUAAGGAGGGGGACUCGGUUAUUGUGGAUGUGGACGCCAAAAAGAAAGUGGUUGUGCUGAAUGGUGCCAGCGGGACACCACUCGACCCGCCCCCCGAGCCGUCACCCGAGCAGCCGUCGCCCGAGCCGUCCCCAGAGCCAGUGGCUGCCUAG
Striga hermonthica is the source of this 2286-nucleotide messenger RNA. NCBI's taxonomy places the organism in Eukaryota, Viridiplantae, Streptophyta, Magnoliopsida, Lamiales, Orobanchaceae. The record is from the annotation of a GenBank genome assembly.